Messenger RNA from Gaeumannomyces tritici R3-111a-1, 2005 nucleotides. RefSeq lists its product as hypothetical. The coding region runs from base 337 to 1764 and encodes 475 amino acids. Gene Ontology annotation, molecular function: transmembrane transporter activity. The transcript has 5 exons. Gene Ontology annotation, cellular component: membrane. NCBI's taxonomy places the organism in Eukaryota, Fungi, Ascomycota, Sordariomycetes, Magnaporthales, Magnaporthaceae. The record is from RefSeq and is a predicted model, not a curated record. Gene Ontology annotation, biological process: transmembrane transport.
CAGGUAUUCCUGCCAGCCCACCAGCUCACCAGUUACUGAUUCCAGUGAGACAUCACAGGGGGGUUGGGCCGGCGAUUUUCAGGUUUUGGGCAUGCUGAGCAGAAGGAACCCGCGCCCGAACCAAUCGCCCAGAGAGGCUUCUAGUGGCAAUCUCGAGCCGCUACAACAGGCGGCAGUCGGGUCUGGCCGAUUGUGUGUGUGGUUAUCAUUUUCUCUCCUAGUAGAAGCCAGCACAAUAACCUCCAGCAUCAAUCGAGCAGACCCAGCGUUGCACCGCAGUCACACCCGUACUACGCAACCAAACCAUCAAGUAUCCGCUCGCAGGUUUUGUCGGCCAUGAGCAUCGAGGAGGUCGCACCGCGCCUCCGGGUGGCCGGGCAGUUUGCACUGUACAUCCUGUUCAACUUCGUCACGCUCCUCCUCGAGGUCCCGAUCGUGCGACUGCUGGAGCACGCCAUCUGCUACCGCCGCUUGGGCGGCGACGGUGCCGUCGACGAGAGAAACUGCAAGAUACCGGCCGUGCAGGACAGCCUCGCCAGCAUCACCGGGUGGAAGAUGUUCUUCGACGCGGUCCCGGGCCUCGUCAUGGCUGUGUACUACGGCUCGCUCGCCGACCGGUCCGGCCGCCGCAUUGUGCUGGCCCUCUCCGCCGCAGGAUACACGUUGAUGUUGGGGUGGGUCGUUGUCAUUUGUUCACUGCCAAAUAUAUAUCCCGUGUCGCUUGUUUGGGUGUCUUCUCUUCUCUUCUUCAUCGGUGGCGGCCAGCGUAUCUUCAACUCCAUUGUCUUCACUCUGAUAUCUGACUCGCUGGACGAGAGCAAGCGGGCGAGGCGCCUGUUCCUCCUAGCUGUUGGGCCUCACACCUGCCGGCUCAUCAGUCCUGUCAUCGCCUCUGUUUUGAUGGAGGUGAGCAUCCGGGCGCCAUUCUGGCUCGCCUUCAGCUGCCUCGCGCUCAUUUUCGCCAUUAUUCCCUUUGUAGAGGACGCCUCUGUGCGUCGGGGAACGCGGUAUACGAGAAUAGAAGCCUCAUCAGAGGUCGCCACGUCCGAUGGCGACGCGGAGCCGGGCGAAUCCACCACGGGCCGCCGCUUCGCGCAGCCCAACAUUCGCAGCUGGUGUGGCUCGCUCAUGACUGGCGCCAAGCAUGUGGCCAUGUCCAUAUAUGAACUUUUCAACACCCCGGCCGGGUGGUUCUGCCUCGCGAGCUUCUUCCUAAAAAGAGUCGCAUUUGCGAGCGAGGGGUUUGCUUUCCAGUACGCCUCGGAAAAGUUCGGCUGGGAGCUGAGGCAGACCACGUGGCUGCGAACCGCGUCGGCCGCGGGUGCCGUUGUGGUCACCCUUGCCGUCGGGCCUAUAGUCGGCCUCAUCCUCCGCAGGCGAGAGGUGCCUGCCGCUGUUGUUGAUCUCAACACUAUCCGAUCAUCUCUCGCCAUGCUCAUUGUCUCUUUCUUUGCCGCCUGGAAAGCCCCAUCUAUGGAGAUUCUUAUCGUUGCAAUGGUGGGAUGUGGACUCGGUGAAGCCUUGGAGCCGGCGCUGCAGGCCUUUGCGCUUGCCUCGACCGACUCUUCUAGGAACGCUCAACUAUUCACGACCAUAGCUCAGUGUGACACACUCGCGGAGCUUGUUGGUGGUCCCUUGAUGGCUGCGCUGCUAUCCAUUGGGCGAGGGAAAGGCCAUCCGUCUGCUGGCAUCAAUUUCAUCGCCUCAUCGUCUAUCUUUAUGGUGCUUUUGGGCUCCUCUUUGCUAUCUAAUAUUAAUCGCUAGGGGGGCUGUGCUAUGAGGCGAGAUGUCUAGAAGGGAAGCUAUGCAGAAAUGGGAAAGGAUUACAUAUUGGACGAAAGAUUAUAACGCUCCCCACUGUUUACACGCUCGUCUGCGUCUGCUCGCUGCCUGUGAUCUUAUGGGCCUUGAUUUUGUUCAUCUUUUUUUUUCUCUAUCCUUUCAGCUUCGUCACCUCAUUUUUUUUCGCGUGAACCUUUCUUUGCCCCAUCACGCCCGACUACCA